Polypterus senegalus (gray bichir) is the source of this 4988-nucleotide messenger RNA. Its product is annotated as endophilin-B2-like. The record is from RefSeq and is a predicted model, not a curated record. Lineage: Eukaryota; Metazoa; Chordata; Cladistia; Polypteriformes; Polypteridae. Gene Ontology annotation, biological process: membrane organization. The transcript has 14 exons. Bases 168 to 1394 code for a protein of 408 amino acids. Gene Ontology annotation, molecular function: protein binding. Gene Ontology annotation, cellular component: membrane; cytoplasm.
GGAUGUGCAGUCGAUAGCCGAGACUGCCGAUUGUGCGGAGAUUUGCUGUUCCACUCUGCUGAUUGCAUUUUUUUAUUUUUUUCCUUCUCCUCUCUCUCCUUUGAUGCGAGUGGUGUUACAGGGAGUUUUGAUGUGUUGUCUGUGUUACAAGUACACGCGUUGACAUCAUGGAUUUCAAUGUCAAGAAAUUAGCAUCGGAUGCCGGAGUCUUCUUCACAAGGGCUGUACAGUAUACAGAGGAGAAAUUGGGCCAGGCAGAGAAGACAGAAUUAGAUGCACAUUUUGAAAACCUCCUAACCAGAGCCGAUACAACCAAGAACUGGACUGAGAAGAUUUUUCGACAAACAGAAGUACUUCUGCAACCAAAUCCCAUAGAUCACACGGGCGCACGGAUUGAAGAGUUUUUGUAUGAGAAGUUAGACAGAAAGAUUCCUUCACGCAUCACCAAUGCAGAGCUUCUUGGACAGUAUAUGAUAGAUGCAGCAAAUGACUUUGGACCUGGAGCACCAUAUGGAAGCACUCUUAUAAAAGUUGGGGAAAGUGAGAAAAAACUUGGUGGAGUAGAACGUGAUUUCUUGCACUCUGCAUCUAUCAACUUCCUUACCCCUCUGAGAAACUUUCUAGAAGGGGACUGGAAAACCAUAUCUAAAGAAAGAAGAUUGUUGGAAAACCGCAGACUUGAUCUAGAUGCUUGCAAAGCUCGGUUAAAGAAGGCAAAGAUUGCAGAGGCCAAAGCGGCUUGUGAGGGAGAUGCUAUGCCUGAUUUUCAAGAGACUAGGCCUCGUAAUUAUGUUCUUUCUGCAAGUGCGUCAGCGCUCUGGAGUGAGGAAGUGGAUAAAGCAGAGCAGGAGCUGCGGGUUGCCCAGACUGAAUUUGAUCGACAGGCAGAGGUUACCCGGUUGCUUUUAGAGGGAAUCAGCAGCACACAUGUGAAUCACUUGCGCUGUUUACAUGAGUUUGUGGAAGCCCAAGCGACCUACUAUGCCCAGUGUCACCUGUACAUGCAAGAGCUUCAGAAACAACUUGGGAAUGCCAAUGGAGAAAUCUUUCCCAAUACUUUUCCACCUAAUACCAACUCUUCCACUCCAUUGGCUUCUGCUUCUUCAUCUGGUGCAGCCACAAUUCCAGUUGUUUCUACAGUGGUGGGAGCUUCAUCAAGUUCACUGGAAGCUGGUACACUUGGAAUUGAGAGUGUCCCAGCACCUGCCACAGGUACAAGAAAGGCAAAAGUGUUAUAUGACUAUGAAGCAGCAGAUACUAGUGAGCUUUCUCUGCUUGCUGAUGAGCUAAUCACAGUGUACACUGUACCUGGCAUGGAUCCUGACUGGCUGAUUGGGGAGAGAGGAAACCAGAAAGGAAAAGUCCCCGUCACCUAUCUGGAGCUGCUCAGCUAAAGGAAAUGAAGAAUUGAAAAAGCCAACACUUUUGGACCAAUACAAAUAAGAAUGGUCAUGAAAUGUAGGGUAAAAAUAGCUUUUCAGUUCUAACAUCCAUUCCAGCACUAUAUGGGCAUGGACCUCCUCAAACCAGCAGCUUCACUCUUGCACUCCUCUCUCUCGCUGUCUCUCUCUUUUCAUUUUGUUGUUUUUAACAUGAAUGCAGAUAGUAAGAACAGGGCCUUUUCACAGAUCUGUGUAUUAGAGAAUCAGCAAGGGUCUGUACCCACACACUUUUGCAGUACGCUAUAUAAAAUUUAAAAUUCUGUAAGUUACAUUUGAAGUGUCUGGCUGGAAUUUGAGAGGCAAGGGGCAAAAAAAAUCUCCAUUUGUCUGUGAUAAUGACUGUAAUCUGCAAUUCCCUAGGAAGCUUGGUGGCUUUUCCCAGCACCAUUUUUAAGGCAUGAAGUGGAAACAUUGAAUAUGUAUCACCUCGUUUUAGCGUAUUUUAGGAAAACGAUCUUAAACCGAUGAGUGCUUUACUUAAUGUUCUGAGAGUUGGCACUUUCAAAAAGAAGUACACGAUUUUGAUAAUCACCUUUUUGGGGAAGUUAAGUAGACCUGAAACCGAAGAAAGGUGUAAAAACAUUUAUACUCCGUUAUUCUAAAAUUUGAAGUGUAAUGUGUCAUGUGAGACUUUAGGCCUUUUAUAGUUUAAGUAUUUUUUUUUUUUAAUUUUGUUUGACAUUGACAUCCCACUUUCGUUACAAAAUAUAAUGGUAUGUGGGGGGAAAAAAAGCUGGUCAGUUGUGAGCCAUUGUGUAAUAAGAUGUCCCUUGUGUAUUACAUAUAGAUUUUUCAAAAAGAGGAUUUUCUAAAAUUAGUCUAUUGCAAUGAAUCAACUUACUGUGAGUAAUAAUUUGGUCAGUAUUUUUUUUUUUUUUAUACCGUUGUCUGGUACAAUAGUUUGUGGUGCACACAACUACCCACCUUCAUUUCUCACAAUUAAAAUAAUUCGAGCACCGUGUGAAUGCCCCGCUCAGUGUUUAGUGUGGAGGCCUCUUCUUACAUUUUGAGAAGUACAUUAGUUUUUAAUUUUACAUGUUUCUACUUUCGACCCAAAAAACCCUUUCAUAGUAUUUUGAAAUGUUUGUAUGUUCUUGUGUUUGCAUUGCUUGCAGCUGACUGUAUUCAAAAUUAUUUCAACGAUCCAGUUUAUUUUAAUUUAAAUAUUUACUGCUUUCCAAAACUUUGUACACAUUUGUGAUGAAAUCUGUCAUUUAUUGCAAAAUUCAAACGUUCUUCUCAUUCCUCUGUAUUGCACAAUUGGUAAUGGGUUUAUUUUCAACUUAAAGACUGCAAUGGAAAGGAAACCCGGCUUGGGAAAUUUUGUACACUGAGUCCAUUGCAAAUAACGGUGAACAAGAAAAACAAAACCUGUGGUUUAAAUACGGGACAAGCAUCUGUUCAUUUGCUACCGUUCUUUGUCCAAAAUGUACUACAUGAAUACGUUUUUUAAGGUUAAAUCUUUGGUUUAAUUGAAUUGUUAUGAUGUGAAUCUGGUUGAUGCUGACAUUUUUGUCAUUUAUUGUUGUUGUUAAUUUGAUUUAGGUUUCUGUUUCAUGCCAAGAUCGUUUGUGGGUUCUUCCACCAUGGUGUCUGAGGGACUUUUAUUGUGCAUACAAAUUAAUACAAUUUAGAAAAUACAAAUGUAUGAGAUGAAACAUUUUACCAGCUGAGCCCAAUAAAUGAAUAUUAGGAGCAAAACAUCCAAAAGGUCUAGCAAAAUCAUUGCUAUUUUGUCAGCCAAUGUUAAAGAUUAACAACCAUCAUCGGUACAAGGAUCGGAUGUUUAAAUACCACCGUUUUUCACAAAAUCAUUUUAUAAAUCACCCUCUCGACUUGCCACUACAGAGAUUUUUGUAGAUGUUGUGUGAUGCGUUUGGAUUUCUAGUAACUGCAGUACUGCCUCACCCACCACCAGAGUUGGUUCAAAAUAACACGAGAAACGUAUUGUAAAUAAACAGCGGCCGCCACAAUCUGCACAUGUUAAAUGACGCAGACCUCUAACUUGUGACUCACCUCGUCCGAGUAUGGCUUGUCUGGCUGCCACCCACUUCUUAGAAUCUGCAGUUGGCACCGAGUUAGAGGCCGAAUUGUUUUGAGAUUAAAUGCCAGAGAACAAAGAGGACUCUUAAAAGACGCUGACCAGAACAAAGGAUAGUGAGGAAAGAUUGCAAUAUUUUUGAAGAAUCUAAUGUUGUCUUUCAAAACACGGUGGUGUGUGCUUUUCAGACAUGAAUAGGCUAAAUGUGUGCCUGUCUUUGCCAACAGCUAACGGACUUCUGGUAUGGGAGGCUUUUAUCUAACUUGUUUUGUACAAAGUAAAACCCACACUUUGCGGAGAGCAUUAAAAUGAAGUCCAUCACUCCAGAGAAUGAAUACUAGCUGUAUAUGUUAACUGAACAAAAGGGCACAAAUGUAGUAAGAGACUGAGGGGCAUCAACAGGCACACUUUGCAAAAAUGAGAUGUGUUUAACAUAUUCUAUUCAGAUUCAAACAUUUUUGGUUGUAUGAUAUAAAAUAAUGAUGUUCUGCAUGUUUAUUCCAUCUGUUUUCAGGGAUCAUUUUUUCCAUGUCAGGUUUUUAGAGAUCAAGAGGCCUACCCCAGUGAGGCAGCCACCAGCAGUUCACCCAAACACCCAAACAGGACAUUCUGUGUCCCUGAAGUGCACUGCUGUGGUCUUCGACACACUCGUUUGGUUUUUAUUGUUGUCUUCAUGUAUGUCAGGGUUUGCAUACAUACACACAUUUAUUUCUCUAUCAGAAAAGAUUGUUUAAAAACUUGAAGAAGGAUCUGCCAGGCCUUUGAGUGGCAACUGGCUGGAGUUGUAAUUGGGACUGAUGUGCGUAUGUGAGUGCUGUGAGUUUUGAAUGGAAGCGUUUCAAAGUAGAAAGGCCUGGAUUUCAAAUUAAAGCCAUAUAUGUCUGAUGAAUCGGCACUGUACACUUUUGUUCAGCUUUUUAUGUGUUCUUUAAGAUGUCAUAUUACAUUUAAAACUAGAACAUUAAAAAUCACAAACCCAUAUGUGAAAUCUCCUGUGUGGUAAGUGCGUUUGAUACAAAGCGGUGUUUUACUACAGAAUUAGUGGCAAUGCAAAAAAGGUGGCAUCAACCUUCAUGAAAACUAGCAUGCGCUUCAUUAAAAUUUACUUAACGAGUUUCCUGAACGUGUCACCUGUUUCUUUGAUAUCGAGUCCAACCCCAGAUAUUUAGCGAUUUCAUGUUUGCAUCUAUUUGAAGAAAAACCACAAAGGUCAGUUUUGUUGAGAAAAGGAGACGCUCUGCUGAUGAGAUGUGCUUUUCUCACGUUUCUCUUAAAACACACACAACAUUUGAAACUUGAAGGAUGAAAACUUGAAGGAAAACGAUUCUUUUACACUUGCGUUACGAUGACUCUGCUUCUGUGUGCAUUUUGUUUUCUCCGUUUCUCUUUGGUUUUCUUUGAUUCACGGAGCUCUUUCAUGUUAAGAGUGUAUUUAUUGCCUGUACCUGCAUAUUGACUGCAUAGCAAAUGGAUAAUUAUCAAUAAAGAUCAAAGGUAACCUUUAA